Messenger RNA from Solanum pennellii, 885 nucleotides. Its product is annotated as probable calcium-binding protein CML13. Gene Ontology annotation, molecular function: calcium ion binding. The record is from RefSeq and is a predicted model, not a curated record. Bases 100 to 543 code for a protein of 147 amino acids. Lineage: Eukaryota; Viridiplantae; Streptophyta; Magnoliopsida; Solanales; Solanaceae. The transcript is spliced from 2 exons. Gene Ontology annotation, cellular component: myosin II complex.
CUUCAUUUUAACCAAAAAUUUGAAUCCCAAAAUCUACAAAAGAGAGAAAUUUGACGAGUGAAGGAGAAAAGCAGCUAGAGAGAGAAAUCAUCGGAGCAAAUGGGGAAAGAUCUGAGCAACGAUCAAAUAUCCUCCAUGAAGGAGGCCUUCACUCUCUUCGAUACCGACGGUGACGGUAAGAUCGCCCCAUCGGAGCUAGGUAUCCUUAUGCGUUCACUCGGCGGCAACCCGACCCAAGCUCAACUCAAAUCCAUAAUCGCCGAGGAGAAACUCAAUGCGCCCUUCGAUUUCAACCGUUUCCUUGAGCUUAUGUCCAAACACCUCAAGCCUGAGCCCUUUGAUCGCCAGCUCCGUGAUGCCUUUAAGGUCCUCGAUAAGGAUUCUACCGGUUAUGUUGUUGUUGCGGAUCUCAAGCAUAUCCUCACCAGUAUAGGUGAAAAGCUCGAGGCUUCGGAGUUUGAUGAGUGGAUCCGAGAGGUUGAUGUUGGAUCAGAUGGAAAGAUUAAGUACGAGGAAUUCAUUGCCAGGAUGGUUGCCAAGUGAUUUCGCCUGUGAUCUGAAAUUUGUGGGUGUAACAUUCGUUGGAUGAAAACAAGAAGCUGACUUUGCGAGUAUUUGUAGCUUGGACUUUCAUUUUGGCAUGUUCAAGUGCAUCUAAUUUGCAAUUUCGUCGGUGUUUUUCAGUUGUUUACUGUCAUUGAACAAUUUGUGAUUGUAUUUGGCAUCCUAUAAUCAUGUAGAACCUAAAAGUACAGUUGCUUCUUCCUUGGUGUAUAGUUUAGACGUCGUGUGACUUAAACUCUUUUCAGUACUUCUGCUUUUCAUUUAUCCUAAUGGGAUCUUUGAAAUGUUGAUUCAAAAUGAACCGUCACUUUUUCGUGGUUA